This is a messenger RNA of Hypanus sabinus (Atlantic stingray), 1756 nucleotides long. RefSeq lists its product as uncharacterized. Lineage: Eukaryota; Metazoa; Chordata; Chondrichthyes; Myliobatiformes; Dasyatidae. Bases 194 to 1348 code for a protein of 384 amino acids. The record is from RefSeq and is a predicted model, not a curated record. The transcript has 2 exons.
GUCCAGGUCCCCCUCCCCGUCUCACACAAGUGUACCGUUUGGUCCAGGUCCCCCUCCCCGUCUCACACAGGUGUACUGUCUGGUCCAGGUUCCACUCCCCGUCUCACACAGGUGUACUGUCUGGUACAGGUUCCCCUACCCAUCUCACACAGAUGUUCCGUCUGGUCCAGGUUCCCCAGCCUGUCUCACACAGAUGUACCAUCUGGGCCAGGUUCCCCUCCCCAUCACACUCAGGAGUACCGUCUGGUCCAGGUUCCCCUCCCCAUCACACUCAGGAGUACCGUCUGGUCCAGGUUCCACUCCUUGUCUCACACAGGUCUACUGUCUGGUCCAGGUUCCACUCCAUCUCACACAGGGGUACCAUCUGGGCCAGGUUCCCCUCCCCGUCUCACACAGGUGUACCGUCUGGUCCAGGUUGCCCACCCCGUCUCACGCAAGUGUACCGUCUGGUCCAGGUUCCACUCCCCGUCUCACACAAGUGUACCGUCUGGUCCAGGAUCCCCUCCCCGUCUCACACAGGUGUACCGUCUGGUCCAGGUUCCCCUCCCCGUCACACUCAGGAGUACCGUCUGGUCAAGGUUCCCCUCCCCAUCACACUCAGGAGUACCGUCUGGUCCAGGUUCCCCUCCCCGUCACACUCAGGAGUACAGUCUGGUCCAGGUUCCACUCCUUGUCUCACACAGGUGUACUGUCUGGUCCAGGUACCACUCCAUCUCACACAGGUGUACCGUCUGGUCCAGGUUCCCCUCCCCGUCUCACACAGGUGUACCGUCUGGUCCAGGUCCCCCUCCCCGUCUCACACAAGUGUACCGUUUGGUCCAGGUCCCCCUCCCCGUCUCACACAGGUGUACUGUCUGGUCCAGGUUCCACUCCCCGUCUCACACAGGUGUACUGUCUGGUACAGGUUCCCCUACCCAUCUCACACAGAUGUUCCGUCUGGUCCAGGUUCCCCAGCCUGUCUCACACAGAUGUACCAUCUGGGCCAGGUUCCCCUCCCCAUCACACUCAGGAGUACCGUCUGGUCCAGGUUCCCCUCCCCAUCACACACAGGUGUACUGUCUGGUCCAGGUUCCCCUCCUUGUCUCACACAGGUGUACCGUCUGGUCCAGGUUCCAUUCCCCGUCACACACAGGUGUACAGUUUGGUCCAGGUUCCACUCCCCGUCUCACACAGGUGUACCGUCUGGUCCAGGUUCCACUCCCCGUCUCACACAGGUGUACCGUCUGGUCCAGGUUCCACUCCAUCUCACACAGGGGUACCAUCUGGGCCAGGUUCCCCUCCCCGUCUCACACAGGUGUAUCGUCUGGUCCAGGUUCCCCACCCCAUCUCACACAGGUGUACCGUCUAGUCCAGGUUCCCCUCCCCAUCUCACUCAGGUGUACUGUCUGGUCCUGGUUCCACUCCAUCUCACACAGGUGUACCGUCUGGUCCAGGUUUCCCUCCCCGUCUCACACAGGUGUACCAUCUGGUCCAGGUUCCACUCCCCGUCUCUCUCAGGUGUACUGUCUGGUCCUGGUUCCACUCCAUCUCACACAGGUCUACUGUCUGGUCCAGGUUCCACUCCAUCUCACGCAGGUGUACCGUCUGGUCCAGGUUCCACUCCCCGUCUCACUCAGGUGUACCGUCUGGUCCAGGUUCCCCUCCCCGUCUCACGCCGGUGUACCGUCUGGUCCAGGUUCCCCUCACCGUCUCACACAGGUGUAUCGUCUGGUCCAGGUUCCCCACCCCAUCUCACACAGGUGUACCGUCUGGUCCA